AUGAACAUAAUAAAAAAGAAAUUAAUAAAUUUUAUAAUAUUAAAAAAAUGGUUACAUAAUGACUUACGAUUUAUAAAUAAUUAUAAAAAUAUAGAAAACUGUUUAAAUGAUAUAAAGACAAAAGGGAAAGAUGUUAACAUAUUAAGUUUAGUAAUAAGUAAUAAUAAUUUGUGUUAUUGUUUAUUAAAAAACAAAAUUAUUAAAAAAAUAGGAUUAAUUAACAUAAAAAAGGACAUUUUUUCUUAUAAUGAAAAUUCUAUUAACACAAAAAAACAAAGAAAUUAUACCGAAAAUGUAAACUUAAGAUAUAAUUAUGAUAAAGAAGAAAGUCCUUUAAGCUUUAAUAUUAGAGAAAUUUUGACAAUUUUAAAUUUUAUCAAAUUAUAUUCAAAUACCGAAGAAAGUGCUUUAAAUGAACAAGGAUUUCAAAAUAAUAAAAACAAUAAUGUAGAAAUAAUUAACAGUGAAAGAUUAAGUGAAAAUAUAAAUAAAAAUGAACACAUUAAUGUAAAUGAAUUUGAUACUUUAAAAAAUAACUCUUUAAAAAAAAAAGAAGAAUGGAUUAUAGGUAUAGAAAAAGUAAAUGAAAAAUACGAAAAAAAUAGAAUAAAAGAAAAAAUAUUGUCUAUUAUUGUUUAUUUUAUGCAAUCUAUUUUUAAGUGUAAAAUAAUUUUUUUUUGUCCCAAAGAAGCAAGAAAAUAUUUUAGUAAUAAAUGUAAUUAUAAUUUAACAAAUAGAGAAGAAGCAUAUAAAUACAUAAAAAACAAAAUAAAAGAUUUUCCUAGUGUUGAUAAAAAUGAUAAUAGUUUAAAUUAUUUAUUUAGUGAUUGCUAUAUUAUAUCAUUUUAUACAUACAGAUAUUAUAUGCAUGAACUUAUAAAAAGUAAUAGAAAAAUUUUUAAUUACUUAGAAAAAGAAGUUAGAAAAAAUAAAAGCCUUAAUAAUAUUUUACAAACAUUAAAAAAAACAGAAAAUGAAAAAUAUAAACAAGAUUUGAGAGACUUAUUAAAAGAUAGGAUAAAUAGAAUUAUUGAAAAUGAAGCAUAUAAAUUAGUAGAUAAACAUAUUGUUUAA
This is a messenger RNA of Plasmodium relictum, 1074 nucleotides long. RefSeq names its product conserved Plasmodium protein, unknown function. Lineage: Eukaryota; Apicomplexa; Aconoidasida; Haemosporida; Plasmodiidae. The coding region runs from base 1 to 1074 and encodes 357 amino acids. The transcript has a single exon. The record is from RefSeq and is a predicted model, not a curated record.